AAACCCUACGAAGUACACCGAUUUUCUGUGUUCUGCGAUUUUCAUUUGUUUUUAAACGAUGCUGCGCUUCUUCGUUUCCCAGGCCAGCCGUCCAAAUCCGCCUCCGGCGCCGGACUCGAUGCCGACGGCCGCAAAUUCUAUCGCCGCAUGCUUCUCCCCUGACCCUCGUGAUUCCGUCUCCUCCUCCGGCCGGGACCCAAACCUAGCUCGGGUUCGCCCGGAGGCGUCCACGUACGCCGGCGAGCUCCGAGGCGGUUUCCCUCCUAUGUGUCCUGCGCCCGGAGGGGCGGGGCGCGCUCCCCUCCGGCUCCAGCUUCACCGUCUGGUUAUUCUUCCAGCUCUGUAGUUGUUGGACGCUUGGGCCUCCAAUGUUUGCUUAAUUUAGUUACCUUGGUAUGUAUUGUCGACAUUGUUGCCCUGUGCUUCAGAUUGGUCUGGGUAGGAGUUCUGAUUUCCUUGCCUCAUGCUUUAUAAGUGAUCCUACUUCUUUGUUUUGUUUACAGAUAUACUAGAUUUUAACUUUCGGUUGCUUUUACGUUGUUAGUACUAUUACUAUGUCAUUAGGACAUGAAAGUAUUUCCCACCAAGAAUAUUGUUUGUAGAAAACUGCAAGUAUGAAUAUUGAAAUCAAGGGAGGGGUAAUAGUUUACUCCUGAGCUAGUUUUUCUGUUGCUGCUUUACUACAUGGUGUAGGGCACCACCACACUGCCAAACAUCAUCGUGUUAUCUUUAGCACGAACUACUAUGGAAAUCUUUAGUUUUUUAUAAUCAAUCUUUGGAGAAAGCAAAAAUAGCAGCACAUUGCUUCAUGUUUCGGUAAUGAAUAAAGAGAAAGGGAAAAGGUGGCAGAGAUAAUCAAAUUAAAGGAUCAUCCUGUAUGGAGGCACCAAGCAAAUGGACCAUGUGCCAUUUGGAAUGAGAGAGGAAGCAAAUUGAUGUGUUCACAGCCUAAGUUUUCAAAGCGUGCGUGCAGUUUCAGAGGGAAACCAUUUACUGCUGCAUAGCUUGCAUUUCUUCUCUAAUUCAGGGAAUGCGCUAGCAGUACAGAUUUCAAAACGAUCUACUCUUUCAAUCUGGUCUCAUCUACUGUCGAGGAACAUGGCGGCGAGGUAUUUUCAUAUGAUGGGUUAGAUUGGUUAUGCUGCUGUCGUCCUCUCUCCGUCUACCAUUAUCUUCAUAUUAUGGUUUAGCUUGAUUAUGCUGCUGCUGUUCUAUCUCUGUCUUCGAUAAAGGGAUUCAACAUGAGUCGUCAUUCAUUGAAAAUUUAUGCUACAGAUGUUGAUGAAGCUAGAGAGCAUAUAUUUCAAUGUGUUCGGAGAAUGCCCCACAAGGCCAUAUAUUUUGAUGGUUGGAAUGGAUUUGGGGCAUCUGUUGUCCUUAGAUCCAUAGCAGAAGUGCUUCCAUCUAGGAGAACCACUCCAGAACUAUGCUUUGACAGAGUAAUUUACAUAGAUUGCUCAGAGUGCAAAAAUAGAAGAGCAAUUCAGAGGGCAAUUGCAGAGGAACUGAAACUUGACAGCUCAGUAGUGGGCAUUCUAGAUAGGCAAGAUGAAGAUGAUGAUUUUGGCGGAGUUGAUACAGGCUCGAGGUAUGAGAUAGACACUGUUGGACAAGUGAUAUAUCAAGCCUUGAAGAACAGCAAGUUUAUGAUGAUAUUUAUUAAUGGAAGUGAUGAUGAGGUUGACAUGGGUGCCUUUGGUAUUCCUCCAUUUACAAAAUUCAGCAACAACACAAUGAUAUGGACCUUCAAAAGAAGCUUCCUGACCAUGCACCGCCACCAAUAUGAGAUAGAAGAUAAGCUCAGACACACUACAUUUUUCCUCUACUCCAUAUUAGUAACAAGUUCACAGUUUCAAGCAAUACUUGGUGAAGAGGCUGCUACUAUAGUUGCCCGCAAUCCAUCUAUGCUGGGCAUCGAUCCAACAAUGGUCAUGGAAUGUUGCCUCUACAAGUUAUUUCUGCACUGUAAUUUCCACCCCGCCACUAGAUUUGAUUGGGUUGCUCAUGCUUCCAACUAUUGGAUAUGCGACCGCAUCAUGCAAUGGGACAUAGCAAGGGAUAUUAUUCAUGCAUUGCAUAGAGAGAUAAAUUGGAAGUGUGAUAGUUCUUUGCUUGAUGAUGUGCUUCAGAAGUUCAUGAAACAAUUAAGUCCUCCCUUUUUGGUACUUAAAGAUGAUGAUGUCUAUGAAGAAGGGACAUACCACUGGAUUUCAGUCACAUCAAGGAAUACAAAAGUAUGUGGCCUACAAACUAUACCUGCAGACACAUCAUCUUUCUUCUUGGCAUUUGAAGGACCUUAUUACCCAUCAACAUUGCAAAAUGGUUUGUUUGAACAUGCCAGCAAACUUGGUGUGUUAGUUCUCUAUUGUAGUGUCUUCAAUUUUGCAUCACCUCCUUUCCUGAAGUGUCAUAGCCUUAGGUUCCUUGGAGUGGACCGAUGUGAAGAUGGAAAUACAGAUGAGGGAGAGGAUCAUAUAGACUGGGCAUGUUUGUAUAGACUACAGGUGCUGGACCUACGUUACACAGACUGGAAUGAAAUCUUAUCACAAGAAAGGAUGGUUCUCAUGACAGACAUCAGAGAGCUAAAUAUCGAGGGAGUCGACUGUUGGCAGUAUGCAGCUCACCUACAAGGGUGUCUGCCUAACCUUCAAAGGCUCCGGAUAAUCAAACCAAGAUGCAAAAGGCAGAUCUCAAAGGAUGUUGACAAUUCCUUUGUAGAUAAGACAAGGAUGGAAAUACUUGAUUUGUCAGGCAACAGUGACAUGAAAAUUCUUCCAAGAAGCCUAGCAAAGGCAGGUAGCCUUCAGAUGCUUGUGCUUGAUGGUUGUGAUGAGUUGGAAAAAGUUGUUCUGCCUGAUGGGCUCCCCCCCUCACUCAAUACCUUCAGCUUUGAUGGCUAUGGACCAGCUUCCCAAUGGACACAGACUAUUGAGCUACCUCCAAACCAUUGUCGUCUGCCUACUGCAGUAGAUAAUGAGAAGGAUAUCAGUGUUUCCAAGAUCUCCCUCGCAGGUUGCACACAAUUGGAGAACCUGUUCCUGCGUGGGCUACCCAAUCUCGUGGAGCUAGACCUUUCUGGAACUGCAAUUAAAGUGCUUGACUUUGAAACUAUGGUGGUGCACGUCCCAAGGCUCAAGCGACUGUUUCUAAUAGGAUGUGUGCACCUUCAUGCUAUAAAACCUUGGUGCAAGCGGGGUAACUCUGAAAUGCUGCCCAACCUGGAGUUGUUGUGCAUAGAUACACGAGCUGGAAUUGGGUGUUCUCGGCCAUCUAUCAACAAGAACAAAUCCUUCAGUUUGCAGGUGCAUGCUGUUGUUGAAGAUGCAAGGCUUGCUCGGUCCCUUGAGUUUCUGAUGGAUUUUAUGGGCGACUGUGAGGAUGUUUAUUUUAAUAUCCAUAUCAACUCCUCACCUAUGUAUGCUGGGGUUUCUCAACUUGAAGCAAGCUGCAAGGGUAAGAUUGGUGCCAGUGAUCAAGUGAGCAUGCAGCAGCUGGUUCCAGCAGGUUGCUAUGAUGACGUCCUUAGCAUGGUUGGCGAUCCCCCAAUCAGUGCCCCGACGCAGACCUUCACGCAGCCUCCGACUGUGAUGUUGGAUCGACAUAUUGAGAUUGCUCAAGGGAGCCGCUGUGUGGAGAGUGAACUGGAUGGUUGUUUAGGUCAACUGAUUGAUUACUUUACUGAAUCCCUGCAUGUGCACGAUGUCUCAGUAAGUGCUAUUAUGCCUGAAUUACAUUGGGGGCGCGCCCUUAAGCACUGCUGCGUGGAGAGGUGUCCGAAGUUGGAUCCUGUCUUCCCUUCCUACUCUGCAUUUGAUAGUCUGGAGACCUUGUGGGUGUCGGACCUCCUAAUUGCCCGCUGGAUUUGCAGUAAACCAAUUUCACGCUACCGCUCCUUGUUCAGAAAUCUGCAGCACUUACACGUGAGCUCUUGCCCGAGCCUCCAGUUCGGGCUACCGGCAAUGUUCUCCUUCCCCAGCUUGGAGACCCUCCAUAUCAUCCACUGUGGUGACCUCAAGCACGUCUUCAUACUGGAUGAGAAGUGCCCGGAGGAAAUAGCCGCCUAUGGUGUGGCAUUCCCGAAGCUGAGAACCAUCUACCUGCACAACCUCCUGAAGCUGCAGCAGAUAUGCCAAGUCAAGAUGGUGGCACCUGCACUUGAGUCCAUCAAGAUCAGGGGAUGUUCAGGCUUGCGCCGGCUGCCAGCUGUGGCGGCCCGGAGCCAACUCGAGAAGAAGCGUACAAUUGAGAUCGAGAAGGAUAUCUGGGACGCGCUAGAGUGGGAUGGGGUGGAGGCUGGCCACCACCCCUGCCUCUUUGAGGCGCCCGUGCACUCGAGCUACUACAAGAAGAAACUGCCUCGGGUCUCCGUGCUCAGGUGAAUGCUUCUUCCCUCAAGACGUGUGAGUGAUGGAUGCUCCAGGUCGUGCUGCAUGCUGCCGAAUAUGUUUGGUUUGUUUGUGCGCUUGCGUGGAUUGUGCUAGCCUGUGGGUUGCUUGCAAGGUGCAACUAUGGAAGGAAGAUUUGCAGGUGUAUUGGUGAUGGAUGGACGGAUCGAUCGCCUCUCACUGCUGUCCUUGUGUGAGGUAUGAGCUUGUGGUGGUUCCUACUUUUGCGCCAGUGAAUUAAAAAGGCGGCCAGGUCUGAGCCUGAGUGCACAGACCGUGCCGAUGAAGUGCUGCUUGUGAUUGAAGCAGCUAGGUGUGCCUGCGGGCACCCACCUGACUGCAUUCGUGUGUGGCUUUGGUGAGUGAUUAUUGUGCUUUUGGUGAGUAAUUAGGCGCCAGCAGCCUGUGUAUGGGUGUGAUUCUCUUACGAGAACGUAUUUGUGAUGUAUUUGAAGGAAAAUGUAGCUGGUUCUGCCUGCGUGCUUGUUACAUAUGCUUUUGAAAUAAGCAGCGGAUGUACUUGUUUGCC
Brachypodium distachyon (stiff brome) is the source of this 4914-nucleotide messenger RNA. RefSeq lists its product as uncharacterized. The record is from RefSeq and is a predicted model, not a curated record. The transcript is spliced from 4 exons. NCBI's taxonomy places the organism in Eukaryota, Viridiplantae, Streptophyta, Magnoliopsida, Poales, Poaceae. The coding region runs from base 1242 to 4379 and encodes 1045 amino acids.